Molecule: messenger RNA, 1748 nt
Organism: Kickxella alabastrina
Lineage: Eukaryota; Fungi; Kickxellomycota; Kickxellomycetes; Kickxellales; Kickxellaceae
Exons: 2
Coding region: 64-1488 (474 amino acids)
Biological process (GO): proteolysis
Molecular function (GO): metallodipeptidase activity
Source: RefSeq, a predicted model, not a curated record
ACCAAACCAAACCAAACCAAACCAAACACCUUUUAUUUUCUCUUAUUAAACACCCUAAUUAGGAUGGCAAACACUGUCGACAAGUACUUUGAUCUCGUUGAUCAGAACCAGCAAAAGUUUAUCGAGACUCUGCGCGAGGUCGUCGAGAUCCCGAGCGUCAGCAGCGACGCAUCCAAGCGCGGCGAAGUUGUGCGCAUGGGCGAGUGGCUGCAGGCGCGGUGGGAGCAGCUGGGUGCACAGUGCAAGCGCAUUGACCCGGGCAAGCAGAUUCUCGAGGGCGAGGAGCUCGACCUGCCGCCCGUGAUCCUGGGGCAGUACGGCAACGACGCCAACAAGAAGACGGUGCUUGUGUACGGGCACUACGACGUGCAGCCGGCGUUGCUCGAGGAGGACCCGUUUACGCUCGUGGAGAUGGACGACGGGCGGCUGGUCGGGCGCGGAUCAACGGACGACAAGGGCCCGAUUCUCGGGUGGCUGCUGUGCGUCGAGACGCAUAAGCAGGCUGGGCUGGACUUCCCGGUCAACCUCAAGUUCUGCUUCGAAGGCAUGGAGGAGAGCGGCAGCGAGGGCCUGGAUGCCAUUAUUAUCGACCAGGCUGACAAGUGGUUCAAGGGUACGGACGUCGUGUGCAUCAGCGAUAACUACUGGCUGGGCAAGAACAAGCCGUGCCUGACGCACGGGCUGCGCGGCGUCAGCUACUUCCACCUGGAGGUCGAGGGCCCUGGCGCCGACCUGCACUCGGGCGUCUUUGGCGGCACCGUGCACGAGCCCAUGGUCGACCUGGUGCACCUGCUGUCCAAGCUGGUCGACACCAACGGGCGCAUCCAGAUACCGGGCAUCUACGACCAGGUCAUGCCCGUGACCGACGAGGAGGAGCUCACAUACGAGAACCUCGAGUUCAGCCACGUUGCGCUCGCCACAGACCUCAAGCACGACGUCAUUAUCCACGCCGAAGAGCGCGACACGCUGAAGCACCGCUGGCGCUACCCCACUCUGUCGAUCCACGGCGUCGAGGGCGCGUUCUACUCGCCCGGCGACAAGACAGUGAUCCCGGCCAAGGUCAAGGGCAAGUUCUCGCUGCGCACGGUGCCCAACAUGGAGCCCAAGCGCGUCGCCGAGCUGGUGACGGCGUUCCUCGAGAAGGAGUUUGCCAAGCUGGGCAGCAAGAACCGCAUGCGCGUUAUCGAGACGCAUGGCGGCCGCUGGUGGUACUCGUCGCCUAACCACCCUAACUUUGUGGCUGGCGCGCGCGCCACCGAGCUCGUGUACGGCGUCAAGCCUGACUUGACGCGCGAGGGCGGGUCGAUUCCGGUCACGCUGACAUUCGAGGAGAACCUCAAUGUCAACGUGCUGCUGCUGCCGAUGGGCGCGGCCGACGACGGCGCGCACUCGAUCAACGAGAAGAUCGACCGCCGCAACUACAUCCAGGGCAUCAAGCUGCUGGGCGCGUACCUGCACGAGGUUGCUGUGACUGAUAUGACUGCCUGAGUUGUGGGUGAGGGGCCUGAGUUUUGGUGUGGCCCGCGAGGGAAAGAGUGGCCCUGUUUUAACUGCAGCUGGCCGGUCACAUUACCACUGCAGUGUGCGCGCACGGCUUGGCUACUCGCUUUACGAUCUUGUCGAGAUUGGCAAAUCGAUGGGCAUUCGACAACCAAAGAGCUGGCGCCACCUGUUUCUCUCCCUCCCUCGUAACCCAUGCACUCGCUCACUCCUUCUUUUUUAAGCCCUUUGCUCUGCUUUGCUUUAAA